AUGUCAAUCACCUAUCAAGCUCACAUGAACCCAAGUCAUGUGGUGACUUGCACGAGGGAUUGUGGUGUGGAAGGUUACGGAGGUCCACAAGACCCACGGAAACUCUUGGAUAAUGGAGACUUUGGGCUAACUACUUGGGAGCCCCAAAGAGAGCUUGGGUACAAAAUCCAAAUACGAGAAGCAGUCGUUCGCCCAAAUUGUUUAACCAUUCUUCGCUUUAAAACUUAUGUGGGAUUGCAACCACUUCAUGAAAACGAUGUGGGAAUGCGACUACUCCCAACCACCACCUCUUUCACACUUUGCCAUCAGAGUCUAGAGAGAUAUCUUUGGGAAGGGCGGAAAGGUGGCUGUGUAUCCCAUCUAGGGGUGGACUUGGAAAAGAGAGAGAGAAGAGAAGGGAAAAAAGAGACAAAGACAGAGAGAGAAAGAAGAAGGAAAAAAUAA
Messenger RNA from Prunus armeniaca (apricot), 444 nucleotides. The record is from the annotation of a GenBank genome assembly. Lineage: Eukaryota; Viridiplantae; Streptophyta; Magnoliopsida; Rosales; Rosaceae.